UUUUGAUAAAAGUUACAAGAAAAUAAUUACAAAUUCUGUUUCUUUGUUCUUUCUCUUGGGACGAAUCUGGAACAUAGUGAAAGCUAUGGUUAUGUACGGAAAGGAGCAUGGAAGGACGGUGAAUCGAACAAUCACAUAUCAGAGGGAGGAGUGGCACUGAAGAAAGGGCCAUGGACGGCGGCGGAAGAUGAGAUGCUUGCGUCUUACGUUAGGGAGAACGGUGAAGGAAAUUGGAACUCCCUUCAGAAAAAUACAGGCUUGACUCGUUGCGGUAAAAGUUGUCGUCUUCGUUGGGCCAAUCAUCUCCGACCCAAUCUCAAGAAAGGUUCUUUCACUGACGAUGAAGAACGUAUCAUUAUUCAGCUUCAUGCUCAGCUCGGUAACAAAUGGGCUCGCAUGGCCGCUCAGGUACAAACAAAUAAUCUCAAUAUUUAUAAACUUGUUGUUAUUAUCCAAGCUAUUAGAAAAUAUAACCUAUAUUUUUUUCAAUUUGGUUUAAUAGUUACCGGGAAGAACAGAUAACGAGAUCAAAAACUAUUGGAAUAUGAGGCUGAAACGCCUUCAACGUCAAGGACUCCCUCUUUAUCCUCCAGAUAUCAUCCUUUACCAUCAACUCCAUAAACAUAACCAUUAUCAUGAUCAACAACAUCAACAUAACCAAAUGUAUUUUCAACCACAAUCUUCAGAACCAAGUACACCAUCAUCGUCUCCUCUUCCAUCUCCAACACCAGUAAACGCAAACGCCUCAUCAUCUUUCACUUUCCAAACCACAAACGCAUCAACCGCUAAUCUCCUCCAUCCUCUAAGCUCUCACACUCCAACCACACCGCCUCAAUCGCCCUUUUCCUCACCUUUAUCUUCCCCUCAAAACAACCAAUACACCACCCUUCCUGUUUUCUCCCUCUCGUGUUCCCAAAACGUGAACUUCACUUUCCCUAGAACCCCACCUCUCCUCCAACCACCUUCAUCAUUUCUUGACAAACGCUACAACAAUGCUAACACUUCUCUCAACUGCAUCAACCGCGUUUCAACCGCACCAUUUUCCCUUUUUACAAGAGAAUCUUACACUUCCUUUCUCACAUUACCUUACUCUUCCCCAACCGCUCAAAACGCUACUUACUAUAACACUAAUAACAUUUACUCUUCCUCUCCUUCAUUCUCUUUAAACCCUUCACCUUCUUCUUACCCUACUACAUCAUCUUCUUCCCCAAGCUUUCUUCACUCAUAUUACACUCCUAAUUCUUCUUCCACCUCCUUUCAUACAAAUACAACUUACUCCAUGAAACAAGAGCUCCCUUCAAACCAAACUCUCCAGAUAUGUGCCUUCAAUAAUGUCAACAAUUUCACAGACAAUGAAAAACAUAACAGUACUGGUUUUCAUAGAAGAAGUAUUAGCUGCAGCCUCUUAGAGGAUGUCCUCAAGGAGGCUGAGGCUCUAGAGGAUAUAAGCGUAGACCGACCUCCAAAACGGAGACAACUCACAGCUUCUCCUCCAAAAAACCACAACAACAAUGGCGACUUCUUCUCGGUUAGUUUCGGACAAUAUGGUUCGUCUGAAAACACAUGUUCCUUACAAGAUUUAAAAUCAAAGGAAGAAGUGUCUCUUCAAAUGAACACAAUGCAGGAGGACGUAGCUAAGUUUUUUGACUGGGAAAGUAAUAGUGGAGAGAUCUUGAAUGGACAAUCAUCUGUUGUCACUGACGACAAUCUUGUUCUUGAUGUUCAUCAAUUUGAAUCACUAGCGGCAAACUACGAACAAAACAAUAAUAAUAACUGCUCAUGGGACGACUUGCAUGAAAUCAGAUAGAAAAAGUCUGAAAAAUAAUCUACAGGCCAAGAUCAUGAACAUACGAAGAUUUCUUUCAUGAUUUCUUUUAUUGUAUUAUAUCAUUAAAAUUUUACUUGUAUCCGUUGUACAUUUUUUUCCAAUCCUAUUUGAUCCUUUAAUUUUGUGAAUAUGGAUACGUUGAUGUACUGUUCAUUAAACUCUUUCAUUUUUAGUGUAAUGUUAAAUUAAACUCCUUUAAAAAAAAUAAAACUCCAUUUUCUUCACUACUUUUAUAUUUCUUUUCUACCAAGGACAUUUAAACCAAUCUUUAAACCAGUGUUUUAAAUUUCGGGAAACAAAAAAUUAUAAGAACAAUUUUUUUAUUAGCUUUAGAAAUUAAUCAAAACUUAAGCUCUCAAUGUUAUUCUUUUUCGAUCUUAUGGAACACCUUUCCAUUAUACCUCUAUUUAUAUGAAAUACAAUAUAUUUUAACAACUGAAAUAUGAAAAACACAAACCUAACCUAAAUAUUUUUUUACUGUGACCACAAUACCAUUUUAAACUGAAUAGAGAAUAAGCAGAAACAAAAACAUUCAUCUUCCAUCAGUAUUUGUAUAGCCACCCAUACUUUUGUGAUUAUUGAUACGUCAUUUAUUCUGCGUACUCUCCACCACUCCCUAGGCAGAACCGGAUGUAAGUUUUUUUUUUUAUCAACGAACAUUCCA
Messenger RNA from Brassica napus (rape), 2492 nucleotides. RefSeq names its product transcription factor MYB120-like. The transcript is spliced from 2 exons. The coding region runs from base 545 to 1807 and encodes 420 amino acids. The record is from RefSeq and is a predicted model, not a curated record. Lineage: Eukaryota; Viridiplantae; Streptophyta; Magnoliopsida; Brassicales; Brassicaceae.